GUUCCGACCUCUGCCUCGUAUCAUGACUUCUCUCUCUUCGUCGGAAGACUCCAUCCGAGCCCUUUUUAACUCUCGUACACUGCUUACGUGUGGAACUUAGAUGAACCCAAAGAAUAUCCUCCUGCAUUAAUUCCUCCAUAUCUAUUAUGUUCAGUUCAGAUCAAUUCAUCAUGUCAGGUAACAUGAAAGACUGCGAGGACUUAGCUUUGACGGAGGGUUUUCUAGAUCAAGAAUCGACAGAAUCAGGCAAACGGGCAUUGAAGCAUAAACACAAUCAGUAUUCACGUUCUAGUAUCUGUCUCUCACAAAAGUCAUUUUGGCCUUGGAUUCAUAUAUUUUUAAUCUUCAACUAUACGGUCUUGUUCUCCUUGGCGAUUCUCAAGUUCUCGCGGAAUGCGAUUCAUUUGCAGCCGCCAGAAGAGCUCUUACACCGUAAGAAACUUGUUAAACUCUAUUGCACACUGCCUUGCUCACGGAUAUGAAUGUAUAGUAUCGGCUCGCUCUGCUAUAGAAUGGGAAGUACGCAAGUUCGAGACGAAAAUUCUAGGAAAUCCCUUCGUCGGCGAGCCCCGACCUGAGCUCGAAAAUGCAUGGCAUAAUCUUUUACGGUGUAAUUAUGCCGCCUUGAUUCCAUUCAAACAAUUCUAGAUUCGAGAUACUGAGAUUGACCAGAUGACAAUCUACAAGUACCGUUGAGCGACUUUGACGAGAAUAUGCCCGUCAUACAUUUGAAAGAUGGAUCUGGUGUCAUUGCUCAAUUGACAGUUUUUCAUGCCCUUCAUUGUUUGGUAUGUGUACCGGUAUUAUUCCCGUGCGAAAUCCUACUGACAAUACCUUUAGAAGAAAUUAAGACAGUGGGUUUACCGUAACCACUAUUACAGUACUGCUUCCGAAGAUCGACUGUCCUUAGAAUCCGAACAUGCAGGUAUGAAAUGAGUGUCCCCAUUUACAUUGAUUUAAGCUCAAGCUUCAUUCUUAGAUCACUGUAUUGAAUAUAUCCGAGAGCAUCUCAUGUGCAAGCCCGAUAUUUCACUCAUCACAUACAAGUGGGUAAAUGGAACGCGUGGAAAUGAGGUUAUAGGGCAGAGCAAGAGUUUACGACCAUCGAACAAAGAUCUCAGCGACCAUGAGUGUGUAAACUGGGAUAAUGUUGAUGCUUGGGCUGGGGAGAGAGAAUUUGAUUUGUUUCGUGUUGAUCUACUUAAAAGGCCUGACCCCGUGUCAUGAGGAGUUUUCUUCUUUAUGGCCAUUAGCGAAGACGGUGCGUGAGGCUAUAUGCUGGGGAUAAGCUAGUUCUAGACAUAGUGCAUUUAAAAUCUGAAAUGGUUGCAGAAGAGUGAAGCUUCGGCUUUAGUUUUCCUCUUACUAAGCUUUCUUUUGGCCAGUGGGAAUGCUUUUUCGUCACGUAUUUGGCAUCCUUGACACUU
Molecule: messenger RNA, 1427 nt
Organism: Sclerotinia trifoliorum
Lineage: Eukaryota; Fungi; Ascomycota; Leotiomycetes; Helotiales; Sclerotiniaceae
Source: the annotation of a GenBank genome assembly